Messenger RNA from Sphenostylis stenocarpa, 210 nucleotides. The record is from the annotation of a GenBank genome assembly. NCBI's taxonomy places the organism in Eukaryota, Viridiplantae, Streptophyta, Magnoliopsida, Fabales, Fabaceae.
AUGGGAUCGGGAAAAGAUACCGCAGAGUUCUUCAGGAGAAGGGAUGCGUGGAGGAAGCAUCCCUUGCUCACCAAUCAGUUCCGUCACGCCACCCCUGGCCUUGGCAUCGCCCUCGUCGCCUUUGGAUUCUAUCUCGUCGGCGAACAAAUCUACGAUCGACUCUAUGCACAUCCUCAUGCUGCUCAUGUGAAAGCCGAGAACCACCACUAG